Messenger RNA from Ogataea polymorpha, 5220 nucleotides. RefSeq lists its product as uncharacterized. Lineage: Eukaryota; Fungi; Ascomycota; Pichiomycetes; Pichiales; Pichiaceae. Gene Ontology annotation, biological process: Golgi to plasma membrane transport; exocytosis; intracellular protein localization. The transcript has 3 exons. The record is from RefSeq and is a predicted model, not a curated record. The coding region runs from base 262 to 2247 and encodes 661 amino acids. Gene Ontology annotation, cellular component: exocyst.
AGAAAGGCUCUCAAGGAGUUUUACAGAUUACAGGAGCAAACGCAGCAGCAGCUGGAGAAUGCACAAUUGAGCCACGAAGAGCCAGCCGAGGAGCCAGAGCUCACUUUGGAAAAUGUUGACGACUUCAUCCAAAACAGUGACUUCAAAAAGCUCCUCGAGACAGAAAAUGAAAUCAUCCAGCAGUUGAACUCAAACGAGGCCGAGAUCAAGUCGAUCAUCUACAACAAUUAUUACGAGCUGAUCAAAAUCAACGACGUGCUUAUGGACCUUAAGUCCUGGAACGGCGAAGACGACGGCGUUGGGGAGAACCUCCAGAAGAUCCGCAACAAAAUUCAAUCGCUUAGAACCCAGGACUUCCAACUGCUGCCCGAGCCGGUAGAGGUGAGGGGAGAGAAAGUAAGCAAGAGCAUCAACAAAUUGUUGCUGGACAACAAGAUCGACAAGAAGACGGCCGACGCCAUCGACGACUCGCUGCCGGAGCUGAGCGGCGAGAGCCUGCUGCUGCAAAUGAAUGAGCUGAAAAACAAGCGACUGAGCAGGGCCAAUUGGUCCACCAAGAACGCCAAAAAGACGUUCACUCCGGCAAAGAUCUCGGCUCCGAUUAUAGAGAAUGCUGAUUCUGAACACUCUGCUCCCGUACAGAAGCAGCCACCGAAACAGAGACGGCCGCACAAGAUCGACAAUAGUGGUGUCAAUAGGCGGUUUUCCGUGAAGCUGAACCCACAGGAGACCCAGACGGUUCAGAAGGCUGCACUCUCGCAAUUUCCACCACUUCCUGAAGGAGCAGAGGCUGCUGUGAGUGAAACUCGCCAGCAAACAGCACUGGACUCGAGUGCACUACUGACUGAUCUGUCCGCCGAGUCGUUCGACGCAGUGCCGUAUGUGCAGGGGUAUCUCAAAGACGCGAACGCCACAAAGAUCGACCAGUUUGCGCGCGACCUGAGCGAUCUUGCGUCAUCCAACGACGGCGACGUCAAACAUACCAUCACCCAGUCAUUUAAUCAGGUGCUCACAGUUUCUCGCACCAUGGUCGAAGCAGAGGGGGUAUUGGAGGAGCUGAAAGGUCCUGCAAUGAAACUCAACGAGAUUUUGAGCUCGCAAGCUGAGGAAGCGCAGGAAAAAAUGGACAACGGCAGCAACAAAGACAAUAGACGUAGUGUGCUGUUGCUGGAGAAGAAGUGGGCCUCAAACCUCAACUCGCUGUUCAAGGAGGUGGAAGGUGCGCAGAAGUUUGUGUCUGCGAUCCCGGGCCGUCACGUGGUGGCAGAGUCGAGACGCUGGGGCGAGCUCAACGCCAUCACCUGCAAGCCGAUUCGCCCGGCUCAUCUGAUCAUUCUGAACGAUCAUUUGCUGGUGGCCACGCGCAAGCGCACGGGAGACAGAAAGAAGACAGUGGCCACACAAUGCUGGCCCCUACGAGACCUGGUGAUCUCCAAGGCUGCCAACGCGGGAGAGCACACGCUGUCGCUGAAGAUCAACGGUAUGGUGUUUCUUUUUCAGACCGACAGUCUGAACGAGUACAAUAAGAUUGUGUCGCAUUUACGAGCUGCAAAGGACGAGCUUCCCAGCGCAACGGAGCUGGAGAAGGCCAAACAGAAGGAUUUGACGGAAAGCGUGAGCAGGCUUUCCAUGACGCACGAAAGACUCAGCAAGAACUCCGACUACCUCCACGACCUGACUACAAAGCUGAACCACCGAAGGUCGCGGUCGUUGGACUUGAACGACAAGAACUCGACACAGAACCUGAAUACCGUCGACGAAGGACUUAUGAACAUAGAGCUGUAUCUCGGACACCACAAAUACGUGGAAGCCGUUGGCUUCCUGACCCGUGUGAGCGACCAGAUCGACAGGCUUCAGAACCAGAGUCCCGACGAACAGUUUGCGCUGCUCCUCAAGCUGAAAAAGCUCAAAUGGGAGAACCUCAAGGAGAGGCUGGUGAAGCUACUGUCUUGGGAGAUCGGCAACCCGCUGAGCUCGAGCAGAGAGAUCAUGGAGACGGUAGAUCUUUUUCAGAUGAUUCACAUGGAAGAAAAGGCGCGAGAUCUGGUGCUGGAGUCAAAGAGCAACCAGCUGGACAAGCUGGUGAGCCAGCUCAAGUUCGAAGGUGACGUGAAAAAAUACAUUCUGCAGAUGUCUCUAAUCUACUUCACCUUCAUCAAAAACACGUAUCUGCUGUACGAGCAGUGUUUCCGAGAGACGGGACAAAAGCGAGCAGUCGGAGCUCUACCGAAAUUGCGUGAAAAUUAGUCAGCUCCAGUCGAUCAGCCUGCGCAAAAUAGGCAUCAACGUGGAUCAUUUAUUGCUUACUUAAAGCCAGACAGCCAUGGAUGCUUCAGAAUGUCGUUCAUCGAGGGUCUUUUCGCCACGUCCUUGACCAUUAUCAUGCGAAUCAAGUCCACACACGAUUCACUCACCUCAUGGAAUGACGGGAACUUGAACCCGCCGUCCAUAAUUUCGUCAACGUUGCAGAACGGGUUUUCUUUGAACACAAGGGUGUACAGAAGCACGCCCAUCGCCCACACGUCCUGUGGCUUGCCCUCGUACGGCUGUCCAUUGAGAACCUCCGGAGCAGCGUAGUCGAUGGUCCCCACAAACACCCCGAACGGCCCGUUCUUGGUGUAUGCUGCCGACCCAUAGUCGAUCAGCUUGACCACAUAGUCCUUGUCGACGAUGAUGUUCUCGUCCUUGAUGUCGCGGUGGACGACGCCGUGCGAAUGCAGAUGUGCCAUGGCAGAGCAGCACUGGAAAAAUAUGUACUGGCACUCCAGCUCGGUCAUGUCCGACUUGACCUCGAUCAAGUCGAAAAGGUCGACCGCAGCCGGGUCGCCGUGCUGCGGCGUCUCGACAUAGUAGCACCGGUCGUCCUCAAAGAAAUCGACGAUCCGCAUCAGGUUGGGGUGCGGGUCGCUGUUUAUAUAGUUCAUAAUCUGUAUCUCUGAUGGAAUCGUGCCCAGGUUUCUGUCUCUGACCCACGUGUCGACCAAAAUCCGCUCUUUGAAAAUCGCCUUGAUCACCAGCCGGUACGCGGGAUCGUUCUUGUGCUGUGCAAGCACCACCUUGCCGUACGCGCCCUGUCCAAGGUUCUUGAUCACGGUAAAAUCUGUGAUUUUUUUCUCGCGACGAAGAAGCCCUAUUUUCUGCGGGAAGUACUUGCUCUGCUUUCUUAUCCGUGCAAUCUGCGCAUUUUCGCGCUCCAGCAGCGCGCGGCCCGUGCGAAUAUUCUCCAGCCGGAACUCCCCCAAACUCUCGGCGAUGUCGUGGACAUCGUGGUCGUCCAUGUCCGUCUCUGUCGUUUUCUGCGAGCCAGUCGACACGGACUUGCUGAUGGCUGACAGCGACGAGUCCGACGCAGCGUUCUGCUUCUUCAGGCUGUUCAUCCGCUCCAUCGGCUUGUUGGAGAUCGUGUUCAUGCUGCUGGACCGACUCAGCCCGUCUGAAGAGCUGCCACAAGAAUGCAGGUCGUUCUCCAUCUGCUGGAAUAGACUCAUCUGCGACGGCAUCGACUCGUCUCCAUUGGCCUCGUCGUCCUCGCUCUCCUCUUCGCUCGAGCAGACGCUGUUCGGGCGCGAGAUAGACCGUCUCUUGCUGGUUGCACGCGAGUAAGUUAUCCAUAGCAUGCAGUUCUCGUACUCCAUCACGCGCAGCUGGACGUCGACCUUGACGGUACUACCAUCUCUGUGGAGACCAUCAAUGCCAAUGGAGUUGACAAAUAGCAGAUCCUGCUCCUCCUCCGACGAAGCCCGCAAUAUUGCGUCCUGUUUGCGGAAAUAGUGUUCCGGCAGCACAAGGCCGAGUUGGUACAUUAUAUUUGGGUUUUCCUUGAGGGCGAGCUCAAAAAGCUCUGAAAAUGACGGAAUUAUGAGGUCGAUGGACUUGUUCGUGAUGUCAGAUGUCCCAAAGAGAUUCUUGGCUAUGGCGUGGUUGAACGACACCACCUUGAGUGUUUUGGACGAGAUGACAAAUGCUCCCGAUAUAUACGGCAGCGAGUGCAAGUUCACGCGUAGAAUGCCGUCUUCUAGAUGCUCUGACGUCACGGCGCACGGAACAGCCUCGUUUUCGGGGAGUCUGAGGGUAUAGUAGCGGGACCGAUUGAUGGUGGCAGAAUGGUACAUGUGAGUGUCGUCCGUUGCGUUGGCGAGCUCAUGAGCCAUAGUGGGCAGAAUGCGCGACAGCGGAGCGCCUACAAACUCCCUGUCGCUGCGGAAGAGCGAAGUGUGUGUAUCUGCGGACGACUUUAUGUAGUAGCCGUUGUUUCUGUAUUCAACAAUGAAGUCUAGGUGGUCGCACGGCACCUGCUCAAAAAUCAGAAUGAUCAGGCCGUGUUUGCGUUUGGCCCACAGAGAGGUCCAGGCUAUCGGCAUGUUGUUGCGCUUGAUGGCAAUGAUUUCCCCCGAGAAAACCAGUUCUUUGCCGUUGCACAGCCUAUCGAGAACCAGGUCACGUGCGCGAGGAGCAAUGAGGUCCAUCACGCUGAGCGAUGCGAGCGACGCUUUGGAGAUGCCAAACAUGAGACACGCAAAGUCAUUUGCGUUUUUGAGGCUCCAAGGCGAUUCUGCUUCGCACGUGAAAUAGGCCUUGGGCGACGCGGACUUCCCGCCAGAGGCUAGGUGAAACUGCCGGCUGCUGGAGCUGAAUUUGUUUCCCAGCGCCACGAGUCCCAACGUGGACGGACUGGUCUGCGGCACUGGCAGGCCGCCCAGCAAGUACGAGUGGGCCGGGGUGUUGGAGUUAUCUGUGAAUGGCGUUGCUAGGGCGUACAGCAGGUUCUUGCGCAAUGACUCGCUUUUGGAGAUCCCUUUUGGAUUGAGCGACAGUGUAUGCAGGCCGACGACUUUCUCGAGCUUGAUCUGCGACGGAUUCUCUUUCAUUUCUAGAAUAUUGAUGAUCUCCUUCAAAUUUCUCCGCAGUUCCUCGUCUAUGUUUGUAGGGGUGGGGGCUGGAAUUGAGUCCUGUGUUUCUGGCUCAAACGACGAUGCGGGUAGCAAUUUGAUCGACGACUGCGACACCUGUCUCUCCAUGCGAAAAACGUUGUCCAUGAGGGUCAUGGUGGACGUUCUGCGCAGCGGCACUGUAGCCGGGCCUUUCCGAGAAAAGUAGUCGUUGUUCUCCAUGGAUAUGUUUGAGAGCAGCUCUGGCCGGUCAAGAAGAACCUCGAGCGACCGCUUGAGCACGCUCAGUUUCAGGGCCAGAGAGUUUGGGGCCAGAAGGGUGUAUGAGUAG